Salvelinus namaycush (lake trout) is the source of this 3472-nucleotide messenger RNA. RefSeq names its product caveolae-associated protein 2-like. Gene Ontology annotation, cellular component: caveola; cytoplasm. Gene Ontology annotation, molecular function: protein kinase C binding. The coding region runs from base 331 to 1743 and encodes 470 amino acids. Lineage: Eukaryota; Metazoa; Chordata; Actinopteri; Salmoniformes; Salmonidae. The record is from RefSeq and is a predicted model, not a curated record. The transcript is spliced from 5 exons.
GCGAGAGAGAGAGAGAGAUAGAGAGGGAGAGCGAGAGAGAGCGAGAGAGAGAGAGAGAGAGAGAGCGAGAGAGAGAGCGAGAGAGAGGCUGACUGAGGAAAGGAAAAGGGGUGGGGACGGCAGAGGGUGAAUGCAGGAAAGUUUUGCUUCGUAGCAACAAGUUGGAGAAACUCAGCAAACUGUGCAACAAAAUCCUCAGCCAGCUCGACAGCAAAGCAAACAGCGUGGGACUGAACACACACUCCCACUCCCACACAGGUUGAGGAGAGAGAGCAGAGCUUUAUUCCACGGUGUGUGUGUUAGCUAGCACAUUAGCCAGCCACGUUAGCAAUGUGUGAGGACGCAGUCCAAGCAGAGAGGAACAGCAUGGUGAGCAGCACCCACGAGAGCCAGGACCUGAUGGUCCCCAGCCCCGACCAACCCUCCCCCAGUCAAAGCCUCUCCCAGCUGGGCACAGGAGCUCUAAGCCCAGCCUCCGAAUCUGGAGCUCCUGGAGGAACCACCACCAAGGAGGGGCCACUAAGCCCAACACUGACCCCAGGGACGGGCCCGGUUAACGCCAUCACGGUGCUGACCCUCCUGGACAAACUGGUCAACAUGCUGGACACGGUGCAGGAGAACCAGCACAAGAUGGAGGAGCGUCAGGUGGAGAUGGAGGGAGCGGUGAUGGGGAUCCAGGCAGACAUGACCAAGCUGUCCAAGAGCCACACACACACCGCCAACACCGUCAGCAAGCUGCUGGACAAGAGCCGCAAGGUGUCCGUCACUAUGAAGGAGGUGCGCGACAGGAUGGAGCGACAGGCUGGACAGGUGAAGAAGCUGGAGGCAAACCACGCCCACCUACUCAAGAGGGACAACUUCAAAGUGCUCAUAUUCCAGGAGGAGAAUGAAAUCCCAACCAGUGUGUUUGUCAAGGAUACUGUUCCUUUCCCCCGUGAAGCUGAGGAGGGGGAGGAGCCCACCGCCGUCAUCGACGCCAACCGCUCCACGGAGGAGGGGCUUCACACCAUCGACCUAUCCUCGGACGAGGACGUAGGGCUGGAGGCGGACCUGGACGAGGUGGGAGAUGGCGUAUACGAGCUGGCCGGAGAGCACACAGACAAAUCCCGCACGGAUAAGUUUAAACGCUCCAGUCUAAAGAAGGUGGACAGUCUGAAGAGGGCCUUCUCCAAAGCGAAUAUAGAGAAGAAGAUGAACAAGAUUGUGUCACAGGAGAAACGAGAGAAGAUGAAGAAGAGCCUGACACCCAACCACCCAAAGAGCUCCUCCUUCAAAGUGUCCCCUCUCACGUUCAGCAUCAAGAAGAAUCGUAAGUCUGAGGGCCAACCUGAAGCUGAAGCAGAGGUGGAGGCCUCAUCCCAGACCGGGGUUUCGCCUACUGCCGUGGCCUCCAUCGAGAUCUCCCCGCUGGCCAACCCUGAUGAGGAGGUCCUCUUCACCGAGGUGCACUCCCAACUGGCUCCAGGGCUGGAGGAGUCCAAGGCUGAGGCUUUGGAGAUGGAAGAGGUGGCUGUCAGUGAAGUUCCAGAAUCUGACGAAAUUCCAGAAUCCAACGGUUUUUCUGAUUCCAAACCGUUCCUAGAAUCACACGUUCCUGAGGCGGAUGUGGAUCUGUCGGUUAUGACGGAGGGAGGGAGCGAGGAGUACGCUCUCUCUGCCACGCUACCGCAUGAUGCCUUCCACUCUAUCUCGCCCUUCGAUGAGGAAGACAGGGAGGAAAAGGUGCAGAGGGAGAAAGAGUAGGGGAAGGAAGGAGAGAAGGAAGUGUAGAAAGAGGUGGAGGAGAAGGAAGAGGAGUAAGAGAAGUAGGAGAGACUUGUGGAAUAGGAGCCCAGCUGUCAAAGUCCCCUAAAACACACACACACAAAAUAAAUACACAUAUACCUAUUCCCUAACAUACUUCCCCACUCCCACACUCUGUCCAUCAUCCUCUAAAAAACUCAGACCCUCUGUUCAAAAACACACACCCACACACACACAAUUACAGUUCAUUUCUGUGUGUCUUUCUGUAUGUCAUUGUGUGCAAUGUAUGUGCUUGCAUUUGUGUGUGUGUGUGUGUGUGUGUGUGUGUGUGUGUGUGUGUGUGUGUGUGUGUGUGUGUGUGUGUGUGUGUGUGUGUGUGUGUGUGUGUGUGUGUGUGUGUGUGUGUGUGUGUGUGUGUGUGUGUGUGUGUGUGCGUCAGGGGCAGAUUUCUGUUUCACAUGUAAAAGAGGAUGAUGAAGUUGCUAAAAGGUAUAAUUAUCUUCUUAUGCUUCUGCUUAAAGUUUAAACCUGAACGUAUACUUGUGUAUGUAAGAUGCUAACUUUGCUUGACCUAAUAUAUACAAUUCAAGCCAAUCAGUACAACACUUAAACUAGCUACAGAUAACGUGAUCUAACCAAAGAGUUUUGGUAUCCAUUACUGUCCGUACAGGUUUGCCUAGAGAAAACACCGCCAUAUAUUUUUCAACUAACCUGGUAUUGGCGAUACUGUCUUCCAUCUCCAUUCUGGGAAACAGUUAUUUUAGAAAUGUUUCUAUCCAGUGGCAGGUGGUUCAAAAAAAACACUGACAACUCAGAUAGUAAAUCCAUGUUUUGUACCGCGCAAGGAGGAUCCUCGCCAUCUUAGCUGUCGGACAUCUAGAAUUUUCCAGCAUCUUUGACAGAACUAGUAAUUUCUAUGCGAAGCGGCCGCGGCCAGACAGUGAGUCACGUUAAAACAAAACUCUACACACAUUGAUACAAAACAUGGAUUUACUAUCUUUCUGAGGUUUCUCUGCUGUUUGUACAACCACAUGCCACUGGACAUGGACAUUUAUAAGAUAACUGCUUUCCAGAAUCGAGAACAAAGAGAGUAUCGCCAAUACCGGGUUAAUUGAAGAAUCUAUAGCAGCGUUUUGUAUAGGCAAAUCUGUAACUCCCAGUAAUGGAUACCAAAAAUCUUUGGUUAUAUCACAUUAUCUGGUGUACAAUCUGUAGGUAUCAUCAUUCAUGACCCUCGAAUAUCUUAGUACUGUAUCAUCUCUCAGUGAAUGUAUAGAAAACAUAGAGAGAUAUAGCAUGGCAACAGUUGAUAAUAAAACAUUAUAAGGGUUCAUACCACAGGGUGGUGGCACCUUAAUUGGGGAGGACGGGCUCCUGGUAAUGGCUCGAGCAGAAUAAGUGCAUUAGUAUCAAAUACAUCAAACACAUGGUUUCCGUUCACUCCGUUCCAGCCAUUACAAUCGGUCGUCCUCCCCUUAGCAGCCUCCCCUGGUUCAUACAUAAUGUACAACAGGUAAUAAUGCAUUAUUGUAUACCUGUCAGCUUCAAGUAAAGUGUUAGUGAAGUAGCCUAUGUAGUCUUCUCUUAUUUCACUGGUGCCAAAGAAACUCCUCUUCAAUAUAUUGUCCAGAUUGUUAAAACUGUGAUUGUCAUGUUUCUUGCUCUUAUAUAUAAAAAAGAAUCUAUCUCCAGAAUCGUUAGAAUUCUAAAUAAAAACAUUGAAACUGUC